This is a messenger RNA of Enterobius vermicularis (human pinworm), 252 nucleotides long. The record is from the annotation of a GenBank genome assembly. Lineage: Eukaryota; Metazoa; Nematoda; Chromadorea; Rhabditida; Oxyuridae.
AUGGAAAUGCACAAAAACAGUUACUAUUUUACCAGUGAACCAAACUGUUCACUUGCCAACUAUGAUUACAGCUAUUGUUCGCCAGAGGAAAUGUUCGACGAUAUACCGUCAAAUGGUCGUCGUUUGUAUACCUAUGUGGAGGAUCAGGUGGUAAUUCGAUUAAAUCAGAGUAACGAACGAGUGGGUUUCUCGAUGAGCGGUGGUGCUGACGAGAAUCUUCAGAGUGUCAUAAACAGCGUCUUGCCUGGUUAG